AUGUUGCUGAGGCUAGCUCAGCAAAGGGCGGGCGCCCACGCCGUCCUCUUGAGGCGAAGGAUAGCGACAGCAUCCGUUCGGAGGAUAACACCAACAGCCCCGCGCCAGCAACCCCCCACCAAGCGAACGCUCGUGUCGGCCCCAAAACCCGGCGAUGGGCCGUUGAUGGAACGCCGGCCAGAUCGCGAGCUGCCUAGCAUAAGCCAAACCUCCUACCGCUGGGCGCGCACCCUCCCCCUCUUCGGCCUCGCCAUCGCCAUCGCCUCAGUAGCCAUCUUCAACUACCAAAAGCUCUCCAGUCCCGUAACCGGCGCGACGCUCUACGCACUUCGCACUUCUGACAAGGCCCGCGCUCUCCUGGGCGACGAGAUCUACUUUGCGCAGCAGAUUCCCUGGAUCUCGGGGGAGAUGAAUCAACUGCACGGGCGGAUUGAUAUUAGCUUUCGGGUCAAGGGCACGAAGCAGGGAGGGGUGAUGAAGUUUGUGAGUAAUCGGCCGAGUCCGAGGGGGAUGUUUGAGACGACGGAGUGGAGUUUGAGGACGGAUGAUGGGACGGUGGUGGAUUUGUUGGAGGGGGGGGAUCCGUUUAGGGAUAUGGUUCGGGGUGGAGGGGUAGGAGGAGUGGGGAUUAUUAGUGAGGAGCAGGAGGCUGAGGAGGAGGCGGUUGUGAGGGGGUUUAGGAAGAUGAAUAAGUAG
Dichotomopilus funicola is the source of this 696-nucleotide messenger RNA. Its product is annotated as cytochrome oxidase complex assembly protein 1-domain-containing protein. The coding region runs from base 1 to 696 and encodes 231 amino acids. NCBI's taxonomy places the organism in Eukaryota, Fungi, Ascomycota, Sordariomycetes, Sordariales, Chaetomiaceae. The transcript is spliced from 2 exons. The record is from RefSeq and is a predicted model, not a curated record. Gene Ontology annotation, cellular component: mitochondrial inner membrane. Gene Ontology annotation, biological process: mitochondrial respiratory chain complex IV assembly.